UUUGGAUUUUAAAGAAAAAGAAAAAAUGGUCCCAAACAAAAAUGCCUAGACGACAGUUAUGCUCUCCCAAAUAUCGCCUAAACAGAGCCCCCACAGUCCAUGCUCUACACUCUGUUGCUGGUAAUCGUAAUGGUGGCUGCGGUUUCUCCUACAAUAAACCCCAAAAAGACACCGGCGACGGCAGCAGCAGCUGCGCAAAACCACAACCUAACAAGGCCUCCUCUGUUACCAUCGGACCCCGACAAUGCUCUCGCUCCUCGCCGCCCAAAAUCUCGCGAAGUUACUUCUCGGUACAUGUCUUCUUCUUCUUCUUCCACAGCGAAGCGCUCCUCAUCGCCGUCGAUUCCGCGACCAACGGGUAUGAUGACCCCUAUGCCCUCCGCUUCUUCCACAAUCAAACGGUCGCAAUCUGCAGAACGGAGGAGGCCUACUACACCGCGUUCUAUAGAUUUGAGGAUGGGGAAUGGUAUUGUUGCGGAAUUGUCUAAUGCGCAGAAAAUGUUGAUUACUUCUACGAGAAGUUUGUCUGUCUCGUUUCAGGGAGAGUCAUUCUCCCUUCAAGUAAGUAAAGCCAAACCUGCUCCAUCGCCUAUUACCUCAAGGAAAGGUACGCCAGAGAGGAGGAAAACGACGCCAAUGCCGGUGAGAGGAGCGGAUCAGGUGGAGAAUUCAAGGCCCGUAGAGCACCAGCGGUGGCCAGGGAGAUUGCGGCAACCAAAUUCGCUGAAUGGAAGUUUGGAUUGCACUGAUGAUAGGAAGAGAUUAACUGUAUCCGGAGUGGACAUGAAUGUUAUCAGGGCAUUGCAGAGCUCCAUGGUGGAUAAUAGGUCCUCAGUUGAGAGCAGAUUGAGCUCUGAUUCCAGCAGUUUUGAUACAGAGAAGCACAUUGAUACUAACGGAUCCGACGCACUGUGUGAUCCUCCUGUAGUUUCUGAUACCGAGAGUGUGUACUCUGGGAGUACUUCUGAAGGUAUAAGUAAUGUUGGUGGCAGCGGACAAUCACAACGGGGACCACGUGGAAUAAUGGUACCUGCGCGUUUCUGGCAAGAGACUAACAGAUUCCGGCGCCAGCCAGAACCUGGCUCCCCAGUCUCCAAGACCAUCGGAUUGGAAGCACCUCAACCUACUAAACUUACCUCACCCAAGAAACUCAUUGAUAGCCCAGUAUCAUCCCCAAAAGGAGUUGUGAAUGCUAGGGGACAGUCGUCUCCUAUUCGUGGCGGAGCAUUACGGCCUGCUUCGGCUGGUAAGAUUGGGGCACUGUCACCAAUGCGGGGAGUGAGCCCAUCAAGGAUAAGAAAUGCUGCCGGAGCUGUGGUGAAUAGCAAUUUAAGCAAUUUGAAUAAUACACCUUCAAUUUUGAGCUUUGCUGCUGAUAUUCGGAGAGGCAAGGGUGGGGAGCAUCGGAUAGUUGAGGUGCAUUUGUUGAGGAUUUUAUAUAAUCGAUUGUUGCAAUGGCGUUUUGUGAAUGCCAGAGCUGAUACUGCCUUGUCAGCCCAGAGGUUGAAUGCAGAGAGGAGCCUGUAUAAUGCACACAUAACAACCUCAAAACUGCGUGAAUCUGUCAAAGCAAAAAGAAUGGAGUUACAAUGUCUGAAGCAAAAUUUGAAGCUAAUUUCCAUCCUCAAGGGGCAGAUGAUAUAUUUGGAAGAAUUUGCACUUAUAGACCUGGAUUUUUCCCGUUCUUUCUCUGGGGCUAUUGAAGCUUUGCGAGCUAGCACCCUUCGUCUACCUGUUGUUGGUGGAGCAAGGGCAGAUAUCCAAAAUGUGAAGGAUUCAAUCUGUUCAGCGGUUGAUGUGAUGCAGGCAAUGGCAUCCUCAAUAUGCAUAUUGUUAUCAAAGGUUGGGGAAGUAAACUCUCUGGUGGCUGAACUUGCUAAUGUAGCUGGAAAGGAGCGUGCUUUGCUUGAUCAGUGCAAGGAUCUGUUGUCAAUAAUUGCAGCCAUGCAGGUGAAGCAAUGUAGCCUUAGAACGCAUUUUAUACAACUAAAACGUGUACCUUCCAGCCUAACAACAAAAGUGUAAAGCUCAUGUCACUUUGACAGCCAACCCUAAAUGCUAACAUCAAACCAGAUCUUGUUUUUUCUCCUCGGAUUGGAUUCAAGGAGCCAGGUGUAAUAACAGAGGUAAGUGUAAAAUCAAUCGGUCGGUUGCUUGUAAAAGCAGAAAAUAGCACACCUGGCCAGUUGUCUAAAAAAGGGUGAUAAUAUUAUAUGCAUAGAUAGCAUGGAGUUGUCAUUCUCAAUAUUCUGAUUAGAUUGUGUAGAUUGUAAAUAUGUUGCAAUGAUAUUCCAAUUUCCCUCCUAUUCAAUAGCUCUUGAUGAAGGUCUCUCUCGCCAAUGUCACCCUUUUUUUCAGUCAAGUGCCAA
Molecule: messenger RNA, 2369 nt
Organism: Manihot esculenta (cassava)
Lineage: Eukaryota; Viridiplantae; Streptophyta; Magnoliopsida; Malpighiales; Euphorbiaceae
Product: QWRF motif-containing protein 2
Exons: 7
Coding region: 100-2025 (641 amino acids)
Biological process (GO): centrosome cycle; spindle assembly
Cellular component (GO): centrosome; cytoplasm; nuclear microtubule
Molecular function (GO): microtubule binding
Source: RefSeq, a predicted model, not a curated record